GGAGCAUGCAAAGGAGCAUAAAAGUGGACGACUGCAGUGCUGGACUCUUACUGACAGCAGUUCAGGAUAAGGGAGACCAUGACUCCUCUGUGGCUGCUGGCCUCUUUGGCCUUUGCGUUCUUGUCUUCUGUGGCUGAUGGAGUUCCAUUGAAGUUGAUGUCUUCCCCGAACUUGUUGCGGGUAGCUACGGCAGAAAACAUAUUUGUGGAGUGUCAAGACUGCACUGGGGGUGACAUGAAGGUGGACAUCAAGGUGAUGAAUCAUCCAACCAAAACCAAACUGCUGGGACAAACAUCGGUGACCCUUAAUAGUGGAAACGACUUCCAGAGCUUUGGGCAAAUUACGAUACCACCAGCAGACUUCAGAAAUGAUCCUGACUUGAAGCAGUAUGUGUACUUGCAAGCUCAGUUUCCUGACCGACUGCUGGAGAAAGUUGUGUUGGUGUCCUUCAAGUCUGGCUAUAUCUUCAUCCAGACGGACAAGAACCUCUACACUCCCGACUCCACAGUGAACUACAGAAUGUUUGCAGUCACGCCCAGCAUGGAACCUGUCGAGAGAGAUCAACAAAGCAACGCGGAGGCUGCUAUAACUAUUGAGAUGGUGACGCCCGAAGGCAUCAUUUUAUCUCUUGAAGCAGCAGUCUUUCUGAAAUCAGGGAUGCACAGUGGAAGUUUUCAACUCCCUGAUAUUGUCAGCACCGGAUUGUGGAAAGUGGUGGCAAAGUUCCAAAGUCACCCACAGCAAAGUUUCUCUGCGCAGUUUGAGGUCAAAGAGUAUGUACUCCCCAGUUUUGAAGUCAAGUUGACACCCGUGGUUCCCUUCUUCUAUCAGGACAACGAAGAGUUCACUGUCAACAUCAGAGCCACGUAUCUUUUUGGUAAGGAAGUCGAUGGGACAGCGUACGUGGUGUUUGGGAUUUUGUACGACGGCCAAAAGAAGAGCUUUCCCGCUUCUCUUCAGAGAGUGUCUGUUGACAGAGGUGUUGGAGCCGUCACACUCAAGAGAGCGCACAUCACCCAAACAUUCCCAAACAUCCAUGAGCUGCUGGGGCAUCACAUGUUUGUGGCUGUCAGCGUGCUGACACAAAGUGGUAGUGAAAUGGUAGAGGCCGAGUUAAGAGGCAUUCAGGUCGUCACCUCUCCUUACGCUAUCCACUUCAAGAAAACACCCAAAUAUUUCAAACCAGGAAUGUCCUUUGAUGUUACGGUUGAAGUUCUGAACCCGGAUAAAUCUCCAGCAAAAGAUGUUCCGGUGGUGGUGAAUCCAGGUGAGGUGAGAGGCAUCACUACAGACAGUGGAACUGCCAAACUCACCCUCAAUACAGUCGCAAGGGAUCCAAAAUUGACAAUCAAUGCAAUGACCAAUGAUCCUAAAAUAUCACAAGAUAGGCAAGCCUCCGCCUCAAUGGAAGCACUCCCAUACAACACCAAAAGCAAUAACUACAUCCACAUAGGGGUGGAUUCAGCCACACUGACUUUGAGAAAAAACAUGAAAAUCAACCUUCAUCUGAACAGGCAAUCAAACCAAGAUACUGAUAUCACAUACUUGAUCUUUGGCAGAGGUCAACUGGUGCAAUAUGGCCGUUACAGGUCAAGAGGGGAAAUUAUUAUCUCCCUCAUUGUUACCGUCACCAAAGACAUGCUGCCGUCAUUCCGGAUCAUAGCUUACUACCAUGUAAAUGCAAACGAGGUGGUCUCUGACUCUGUUUGGGUGGAUGUCGAGGACUCCUGCAUGGGCUCGCUGAAGCUAGAAUCAACAAUACCUCAACCUUCCUAUGAGCCUGCCAAGUUAUUUGGACUGAAAGUCACUGGAGACCCAGAGGCCACGGUGGGACUGGUGGCAGUUGACAAAGGUGUCUUUGUUCUGAACAACAAGUAUCGCCUCACUCAGAAAAAGGUCUGGGAUGUUGUGGAGCAGCACGACACAGGCUGCACUCCAGGUGGAGGCAAGGAUAGCAUGGGUGUGUUCUACGAUGCCGGACUAGUGUUUGAGACCAACACCGCUUCAGGAACUCCUUACAGACUAGAACUGAACUGUCCAUCCACCAGCAGCAGGACGAGACGAGCUACUACUAUUUUAGAGGUUACAACAACCCUGGCGGGUAAAUACAAAGGGAUGCAAAAGGAUUGUUGUUUGGACGGCAUGAGCGAAACUCCUCUCUCGUACACUUGUGAAACGCGCAGCGAAUACAUCACCGACGGCGCCGAGUGUGUGGAGGCCUUCCUGUACUGCUGUAAGGAGGUGGAAAGCCAACGGGCUGACAUGAAGCAUGACACCCUCAAAAUUGCUCGCAGUGAGCAGCAGAAUAGCCAGUUUUACUUGGACAACAUUGAGAUUAUUACCCGCACCGAAUUCCCUGAGAGUUGGCUGUGGACCACUAUCAAACUGCCUACUUGCCCUAAUCAAACGCCAAAAUGUGAGACCACAUCACAUGUGAGUUAUUUUCCCCUGCAAGACACCAUCACAACCUGGCAGUUCACGGGCAUUAGUCUAUCCAGAACUCACGGACUCUGCGUUAGUUCACCAUUAGAGGUGAUCGCAAGGAAGAAUUUCUUUAUCAAACUCAUGCUUCCUUAUUCUGCUGUGCGCGGAGAGCAGAUUGAGAUCAGAGCCAUCCUCCACAACUACAGCCCCAAUGAAAUCCAGGUACGCGUGGAUCUUUUUGAGACGGAGCAUGUGUGCAGUGCGGCCUCCAAGCGCAGAAGGUUCCGUCAGGAGGUCGACGUCGGGCCCCAAACCACACAAGCCGUACCUUUUAUCAUCAUUCCUAUGAAGGAAGGAGAGUUUGGUAUUGAGGUCAAAGCAGCUGUGAGAGAUUCUCAUCUCAACGAUGGAAUCAUGAAGACGCUGCGGGUGGUGUCAGAAGGUGUUCUGGUUAAAGCUCCCAAGACAAUUAUUCUUGACCCUACCAAUAAAGGGCAAGGUGGUAAACAAGAACUCAUUCUCAACAGCCAAAUUCCGAAACAGGAUUUGGUACCAAACUCGCCCACCAGCACAGUGAUCUCCGUCAUAGGUAGAGAGCAAGUGAGUGUACUGGUGGAGAACGCCAUUGCCGGAACGUCUAUGGGUAGUCUUAUCUAUCAGCCCACAGGCUGUGGAGAGCAGAACAUGAUCCACAUGACCCUGCCUGUAAUUGCUACCACGUAUUUGGACAAAACCAACCAGUGGGAAAGUGUAGGCUUUCAGAAACGUGCCACGGCCCUACAACACAUUAAGACCGGAUUCAACAACCAGCAGAAAUAUCGGCAACCGGAUGGUUCUUUUGCUGUUUGGGCCAAAAGACAAGGUAGCAGCUGGCUGACAGCCUAUGUUGCCAAGGUUUUCUCCAUGGCCAACCAGCUGGUGGCAGUGCAAAGGGAUGUGAUAUGUGAUGCUGUCAAGUUUCUUAUCCUCAAAGCACAGCAACCUGACGGCAUGUUUAGAGAAGUUGGAACAGUUUCUCAUGGCGAGAUGAUUGGCGACAUACGUGGUGGGGACUCGGAUGCCUCCAUGACGGCCUUUAAUGUUAUUGCAAUGCAGGAGUCAAGGGCACUUUGCGCUGAGACUGUUAAUAGCUUAGAGGACAGCGAAAACAAAGCUAUUGCUUACCUGGAGAAGCGUCUGCCCAGCCUUGUCAACCCAUACGCUGUUGCCAUGACAUCUUAUGCUCUGGCGAAUAAGAACAAGCUGAACAAGGAGAUCCUGUUUCGAUUUGCUUCCCCAGACCUAAGCCACUGGCCUGUGCCUAAGGGACAUAUUUAUAGUCUGGAAGCUACAGCCUAUGCUCUUCUGGCCCUGGUCAAGGCCCAGGCCUUCGAGGACGCCAGACCUGUAGUUCGAUGGUUCAACAAACAGCGGAAGACUGGCGGAGGUUACGGAUCAACUCAGGCCACUAUCAUGGUAUAUCAAGCUAUCGCUGAAUACUGGACCAACGCUAAAGAGCCAGAUUAUGAUCUGAAAGUGGACAUCGAGCUGCCGGGCAGAUCAAAGCCUAUCAAAUACAGCAUCAACAACGAAAACCACUAUACCACAAGAACAUCUGAUAUGAAGCAGAUUAACCAGGAUGUGAAAGUAAAGGCAGAAGGUACCGGGGAAGCAACUCUUACAAUGGUGUCGUUGUAUUAUGCCCUGCCUUCCCAAAAAGAAAGUGACUGUCAGAAGUUCGACUUAUCCGUGAAGUUGAUCCCAGAUAUCAAGGAUCAGAUGGAAUUCAAGCUCCAAAUUGAGGUUAUGUAUAAGAACAAAGACCAUGAUGCAACAAUGACGGUCUUGGACAUUGGCAUGUUGACUGGUUUCACUUUCAACACCAAAGACCUGGAGUCUUUGUCCACAGGACGUGCCCGCAACGUUGCAAAAUAUGACGUGAACUCACCCCUCUCAAAGACAAGCUCGCUCAUCAUCUACCUGGACAAAGUUUCUCACACCCGUAUGGAGGAAAUUAGCUUCAGGAUCCACCAGGACUUUAAAGUCGGCAUUUUACAGCCAGCCGCAGUGUCUGUCUACGAAUACUACGACCAGACCCAGUGUGUGAAAUUCUACCAUCCGGAGAGGAAAGCUGGUCAGCUGCUAAAGUUGUGCAGAAAUGAUGAAUGCACGUGUGCUGAAGAGAACUGCAGUCUUCAGAAGAAGGGCCAAAUCAGCAACGACUUGCGCACAGAGAAGUCUUGUGAGAGUACACCGACGAGCAAGAUAGACUUUGUCUACAGGGUGAGAAUAGAAGGAUUUGUCGACGGCGGGUCAACUGACAUUUACACGGUGCGGGUGUUGCUUGUCAUCAAAGAAGGAAGUACCGAUAUGGGCGCUCAGGGCCAACUGCGGACAUUCCUCAGUUAUCAACACUGCAGGGAAGCUCUGGACCUAAAAACCGGCAAUAAGUAUUUAAUCAUGGGCACUUCCACGGAUAUUUACAGAGAUGAAGAGAGGCAAACGUUUCAGUACGUGCUUGGAGAGAAGACCUGGCUGGAGUAUUGGCCAACACCUGCAGAGUGCCAAACCAUGGAACACAGAGUUGUGUGCUUAGGCAUGGAGCAGCUCGAGAAGAAAUACGCAGAUUUUGGAUGUGAGCAAUAGUCAAAGACAUGCCUUAACAAUAUUUUUGUGGGCAUUACUCUCAUUAUGUACAAUUUCCGAUGUUUUUAAAAAUGUUACAUUGUCCUUAUUAAAAAUGAAACAAUUUCUCAUUU
Messenger RNA from Nerophis lumbriciformis (worm pipefish), 5162 nucleotides. Its product is annotated as complement C3-like. The record is from RefSeq and is a predicted model, not a curated record. Gene Ontology annotation, molecular function: protein binding; endopeptidase inhibitor activity. NCBI's taxonomy places the organism in Eukaryota, Metazoa, Chordata, Actinopteri, Syngnathiformes, Syngnathidae. Gene Ontology annotation, cellular component: extracellular region.